AAUUUUGGUUGGUUGUGCAACAUUAAUUCUUGCACAAGAUCAAGAGGAAUACAUACCAUCUAUUUAUGGAAUGCAAAGUCUGACGGUGUACUCUGAUACGGAUACUAAAUUGAAUGCCAUCAAAACAUAUGUGGGACAACGUGGUUUCGAUUUCUUAAAAAUUACAAAAUCACGGCAAAUACCUAUCGAUGUUCUAGUCACUAAAGAACGUUUACAAGAAUUCAAGAAUACGCUACGUGCUAAUAAUAUAUCUUAUAAUAUUACUAUUGACGAUGUUAGUGAAAUUAUUCAUAAAAAUAAAGAACAAACGGAACAACAAAAUGGAAAGCGUGUGCGUCGUGCUCCCAGAAGUAGGAUUAACUUGGAAUCCUUUGCUACUUAUACGCAGAUCGUUUCAUAUGUUAACUUCCUGCAGAGUCGUUAUGGAGAAAUUGUAGAAGUAUUUAGUAUUGGAAAGAGCUACAUGAAUGUUGAUAUUAUCGCGUUAAAAAUUUCGUCUGGGACAGGCGAUAAACCCGCUUUGUUAAUUGAAGGUGGAAAUCAUGGUCGUGAGUGGAUUUCAGUUUCAUCUGCUCUUUAUAUAAUGCAGCAGCUUAUUGAGAAUCCCAGGAAUAGAGAAAUCUUUGAAAAUAUAGAUAUUUUUAUAAUUCCUUGUCUCAACCCUGAUGGCUAUAUGUAUUCACAUCAGUCGGAUAGUACAAGACUAUGGAGAAAGACAAGGUCUACAAAUAGAUUUUCGUUGUGCAGAGGAACUGAUGCUAAUCGAAAUUUCGAUAUUCAAUGGGGAUAUGGAGAGGCUUCAGUUGAUCCAUGUAGUGAAAUUUAUAUUGGUAGAGAAGCAUUCUCUGAAGCAGAAACCAAAGCUUUUAGAGAUUUUGUUCUACCUCUUCAAGAUAAAAUCACGACUUAUGUCAGUUUACACUCCUAUGCAGGUUUUAUUCUUUAUCCGUGGUCAUUUACAAAUAUAUCGCCACCAAAUUUACGCAGAUUGAAUUGUGUCGCUAGGAGAGUACGGACUGCUAUGGCUAGAGUAUCAGGAAUUACUUAUCCAAUUGGUAAUAGUCAUGACCUCCUGUAUCCGACUUCAGGAGAUAGUAUGGAUUGGGUAGCAGCUCAUACUAGAAUCAAUUUAUCAUUUACAAUUGAAAUAUCUGGAGGUGAUUACGGCUUUUUACCAGGAAUUCAGCACAUAAUUCCUACUGGCAACAAAAUUUUUGAAGCCAUUAAAGUUUUUGCACAGUCAGUCGAUGGCCGGAUAUGUAACAUAAAUUAAUUUUAAUUUUGAUUGUUAUAAGAUAUAGAAGCUAUAGAAAUUCCAAUCCUUUUUCAGACUUAUCCAUUUAAAUUAUUU
This is a messenger RNA of Ceratosolen solmsi marchali, 1351 nucleotides long. Its product is annotated as carboxypeptidase B-like. Gene Ontology annotation, biological process: proteolysis. Bases 71 to 1273 code for a protein of 400 amino acids. The transcript has 8 exons. Gene Ontology annotation, molecular function: metallocarboxypeptidase activity; zinc ion binding. Lineage: Eukaryota; Metazoa; Arthropoda; Insecta; Hymenoptera; Agaonidae. The record is from RefSeq and is a predicted model, not a curated record.